GUAUUUCGUAUUUUUCUAAAUAGUUUGAUCCAGAGUGUGUGUCCCGUAUCUCAUUGAGAAUUGUAUCGUUGUAUCGUAAAUUCAUUUGAAAAUGUCGAAUAUUAAUAGAAAUCUAUUUGAACGAUUUAUUAUUUCGAUUUUUAUUCUCGGAUGUAUUCUCGAACGUUUUCGAUUGAUAGACGGUGCAAUGACUCUGGAACAAAUGCAAAAAACGGCUACGGGAAUUCGUAAUAGUUGCAUAACAAAGACCGGUGUUAAAGCAGAACUCGUGGAUGGACUGAAGACUGGACAAUAUCCGGAGGAUCACGAUUUACAGUGCUACACGCAGUGCGUUAUGAAAACAAUUCGCACGUUUAAAAAUCAAAAAGUGGAUGUUGAUAUGGUGAUCAAACAAGUCGAAAUGAUGAUGCCAGUCGACAUGCAGGAUGCAAUGAAAGCUUCCGCAAAAAAGUGCGGAGCAUUGGAACCUGCCGAUGACGUAUGCGUGACGGCCUUCAACUAUGUCAAGUGUAAUUACAAUGAAAAUCCUGAUAUUUUCUUCUUUCCUUAAGUCGAAUUUUUGAAAUAAGAAAAAAUAUAAAAAAAAAAAAAUAAACCAUCCUAAAGGAAUAUCAUCCGGUGGAUCGUAGAAUGGAAGGAAGACAAUGUUUCGAUCAAUCAUGCGAACAUUCGUUCAUUUCAGUAUCGACGUUUGAUUUAUAUUUAAACAAAUCAUUAUUAUAAUACGAGAGAAUCUUGUUUGCUUGUUURUUUGUAAGAAAAAUAAUAAAACGUAUUAUAAAAUUA
Molecule: messenger RNA, 786 nt
Organism: Polistes dominula (European paper wasp)
Lineage: Eukaryota; Metazoa; Arthropoda; Insecta; Hymenoptera; Vespidae
Product: odorant binding protein 6
Biological process (GO): sensory perception of smell; olfactory behavior
Cellular component (GO): extracellular region
Molecular function (GO): dibutyl phthalate binding; odorant binding
Source: RefSeq, a predicted model, not a curated record